This is a messenger RNA of Plasmodium adleri (nom. inval.), 3915 nucleotides long. RefSeq names its product histone acetyltransferase, putative. Gene Ontology annotation, cellular component: nucleus. NCBI's taxonomy places the organism in Eukaryota, Apicomplexa, Aconoidasida, Haemosporida, Plasmodiidae. The record is from RefSeq and is a predicted model, not a curated record. Gene Ontology annotation, molecular function: histone H4 acetyltransferase activity. Gene Ontology annotation, biological process: subtelomeric heterochromatin formation. The transcript is spliced from 4 exons. The coding region runs from base 1 to 3915 and encodes 1304 amino acids.
AUGAGAACAAAAAGUGCAAAUAAAUUAAACGUCGAACAGACUACAGGUGAAAUUAAAAAAGUUGAACUAAAUAGAGAAUAUUAUAAUUGUAUAAAGACAUAUGCAAGUGAUUUACAAAAUUUAUCUUUUAAUUUUUUUCCAUCAAUAAAUACAUACACAUGUGUACCUAAACUUAGUGCUAUUAAUACAAUAACAUUUCAUCCAUGUAUAUCAAGUUCUGAUUAUAUUAAUAAAACAUAUACAUUCAAGCCAUUAUUUACUCAUCAUUUUUUUAGUGACAGUGAACAGGUAAUUGGAUUUGAAAAUUUGAAUAUAGAAUUUUAUUACACGUGCGACAAUUAUGAAGUGUUCAUGAAGUUGAAUGGGUCCAUAUGUGACCAAUAUGAAAAUUCAAAUUAUAUCAUGUUAAUGCUUUUACAAAGUUUAUAUAUCACCACUCCUUAUCCAGGUGGCUUUAUAGAAAGUGAAGAAAAAUUUUUAAGUAUAUUAAAUCGAAAUGAUAAAAAGCUAGUUAAAAAAAAUAGUUAUGAGGAACAAGUCAGGAAUGCCAUAUAUAAGCCUCCUGGUUAUAUUAUUUAUGAGAAACAUAUUAGUAAAGAUAUAAUUUUACAAAUACGCAAAUGUGGAUUUUCCUCUGAAUAUUUUAAAUUCGAUAGUAGUAGUGACAUAAAAAAUAUAAAGAGAGAAACUGUAAGCGGAGAAAAUGGUCAGGUAUGUGAUGAAAUGAGUACAAAUAAUGGAAAAGGAAGUCAUGAAAACACAUCUGGAAGCUUAUUACCUACUGAUGUUUUAGAAUGGGAUAGAACUGUGAAUAAAAGGAAAGCAGCUGUUAAUAAUAUUUUGAUUAGAAGCGAAAAGAGAGGUUCAAGAAGUAGAACGAAUAGUGUACAUACCAAAUCAGACUCUAGAAAAAGUAGUAUUGUUAGGAGAAAUACAAGUGAUAGUCUUAGUAAAAGUAAAGAGGAUCUUGAGGAUAACACAAAGAAGGUGCCUGGUAAUGGCAGACGAAGGAGGAGAAAAACAAGUACAAUUGAUAAUAUGGAAAAUAAUGUAAAUGAUAGUAAUUUAAAUGAAAGUAAUACAAAUGAAGAUAUGGGCAAUAAGGACAACGAUGAAAAUGUGGAUAAUAAGGAAAAUGAGGUUAAUAAUGAAACAGUGGAUAAUAAUGAAACAGUGGAUAAUAAUGAAACAGUGGAUAAUAAUGAAACAGUGGGUAAUAAUGAAACAGUGGAUAAUAAUGAAACGGUGGGUAAUAAUGAAAAUAUAGAUAAUAUUAAUAAUAAUAAUAAUGAUAAUGUUGUUGCUGAAAAGAAUAAGGUGGGUACGAGAAAAUAUUCAGAUUCGAAAAACUCCUGCAGCAGCAUGAAUGCUCGCAACAAUGUCCUAAACGUUUGGACCAAAGGAAAAAGAAGAAGACGUAAAAAGAAAAGAGAAGCACUGAUUAAAAAUGAUGCUGACGGUAAUAAUUCAGGGGAAGAAAAUAAGGUUGUAAAAAGUUUGUAUACAAGAACUGUUACAGAAAAGGAUAUGUCGCAAAUGUACAAAGAUUAUUUAAAAGUAUUAGAUGAACGAAAAAACCAAAAGAAGAAAAAGAAAAGAAAAAGACGACGAAAAAAAAAAAAUGUAGAAGAAGGAGAAAAGGAAGGUGAAUCUAAACAAACUAUAGAAGGAGGAGAAUCUUUAGAUAAAUGUUCUAUUAAUGAUAAAGAAGGAAGAAAAGAAUACAAUGAAGAAGGAGAGGGAGGAGAAGAAGAAGAAGAUGAUGAUUAUGAUUAUGAUGACGACGAAUAUGAUGAUGAUGAUGAUAAUAAUUGUGCAGAAGAAGAAAUGGAUGAAGAAGAAAGAUUAAGAAAAUUGAUAAGUGAAAAUUAUCAUAAUAGAUAUGAUUAUACAGUUAAAGAUAAUUUUGAAAUUUUACAUAGAAGAGUUGAAUGGUUUUAUCAUUGGUUUAUUGAAAGUGCUUCAAAUAUUGAAUAUGAUUAUAGAUGGAGUGUAAUAUUACCAUAUAUUAUAUUUAAACAUGAUAAGAGCAAACCAUUUGCAAAAAAUAAUUUUAUUGAUAAUUUAAACGCUGAACUGUUUAAAAGCCGUACAUCAUCUACUACGAGUGCUCAAAAAAAGGAUGUUAAGGAAGAAACUAUGAAUGGUUGUAAAAUGGAAGGGGGUUCAUUAGAAGUACCAAAUAAAUUAAGUGAAAAAAAAAAUGUAUCAACGGUUACUAAUAUAUCAACCGUUACCAAUAUAUCAACCGUUACUAAUAUAUCAACUGUUACUAAUAUUUCCAGUGCAUCAAAAGUGACUAGCACAAAAGGAAAGUCGAACUGUUUAACAAAAAAUCAAAUCGAGGAGCAAAAUGAUAAAGAAUUAAGUGAAGGCACAUUGAAUGUAAACAAAAAGGAAAAACAAAUCGACGAAGUUAUAGUAGUAGAAGAUGAAGAUGAAAAUGAAGAUCAAGAUAAAAAUGAAGAUCAAAAUCAAAGUGGGGAAAAAAAAAAGAGUACUGGUAAAAGAGGUUUGUUAACGAAUGGUCAGGAAGUAAAUGAAAACAAGAAAAGAAACAAAGGUCAAAAAUAUGAAGAUGAACGAAAUGAUAAUUAUAUUGAAAUAGUAGAAAUAAAAGAUGAUGUUGAAGUGAUAGAGAUAUCUGAGGGAGAAGAAAAAGACGAAAUAAAAGAUAAAAUGAAAGAUAAAAUAAAAGAUAAAAUGAAAGAUAAAAUAAAAGAUGUAAACAAUGAGGAUAGUAGCAAAAGUAAUAGUACUAACAAUAAUAAAAAAAAUAAUAUAAGUAGUAGUGAUUGUAAUGGUAGUAAUAAUAAUAAUAAUAAUAAUAAUGUUACACAAAAAGAUGUUGUGUGUUUUCCAAAAGAAUAUGUAAUUACCAAUGAUCUAGUCAAACAGGCAAUAUUUGAUACCUUGAAUAACGUAUAUAGUAAAAAUGAAGAAGAUUAUUAUUCUUUUCAUAAUGAUCAUGAUGUUGUUUAUUUAUAUGCAGAUUUGCUCAAGGAAAAAGAAAACAAUAAUUAUAAUAAUAAUAAUAAUAAUAACAUUUUAGAUGGACAAAAAGAAGAUAAAGAUACUGCCAUUCAAAAGUGGAAGAGAGAAAGUGUUUCAAAGACAAAUGUAAUAGAAUGUUUUAAUGGUAAGAAAGAAGAACAAGAUGAAGAAGGUAACGAGUAUUGUUAUUAUUUUUAUUUAUUUGGUUUAGCAACAACUUAUACAUUCUUUACAUUUCAAUUUGAUAGAAACAGAAUAUCUCAAUUUUUGAUUUUCCCUCCCAUGCAAUGUAAAGGGUUAGGUAUGCAGGUUUUAGAAAAGAUUUAUCAUUUAUCAAUUGUUAAUACAAACAUUAGAGAAAUAACUGUUGAAGAUCCAGCAGUUUCAUUUACUCAAUUAAGAGAUAUCAUUACAAUAAAAAUGUGCAUUGAUUUAAAUAUUUUAUCACCGAGUGUUUUAUAUCCACAAGAAUAUUUAACAACAAAAAAUAUUCAAAAGGAAAAUGUGGAAUUAGAUAAGAAGAGGUUUAUGGCAGUUUGUAAAGAAACACACAAGCAAAUUACUAGAAUGAUCGAAACUUUAAUGUUAGCUGAUGUAUUACCUCAUCCUGCUCCUGCAUAUACAGAUAAUGAGGAAAAGGUUACAGGUCUUAGGAAACGAGAGAAGAAAAAUGAUAACAACAAUUCUUUAAAUUCAAUGGAAUAUUUUGAAUCAUCUGAUUUAUGUAAAGAAGUGCGAAUAAAAAUAAAAAAGAGGAUAAAAAAUGAUUACAUAGGAAAUUUGAUAAACAAAAAUAUGAAUUGCAUGGCAAGUGACGUCUUCCAAGAUUAUGUGAAAGAAGAACUAUAUAAGUUGUGGAGGAAACAAUGUAGAGUUUAUUAUAGGACUAUAAGAAAGUUAAGAAACAUAUAUCCAUUAUAA